AUGCCCUUCGCACACGGGGCCGCCUGUCCCCCGGCACGCCCGGCCGGCAUGGGCACCGUGCCCGAGCCGUGCCCGCAGGCACCGCUGGCCGUGCUCUCCAAGGUGGAGCUGCGGGUCAGCUGUAAACACCUCCUGGACAGAGACACCCUCAACAAGUCGGACCCCUGUGUCCUGCUGCUGAUGCAGUCCCAGGGCCAGUGGAUGGAGGUGGAUCGCAGCGAGGUGAUCAAGAGCAACCUGAACCCCGUGUUCGCCAAGAUCUUCACGGUCGAUUACUACUUUGAGGAGGUGCAGAAGCUGCGGUUCGAGGUGUACGACAGCCACGGCCAGGCCGGCGUGGGCACGCAUGAUGACGACUUCCUGGGGGGCAUGGAGUGCACCGUGGGGCAGAUCGUGGCGCAGAAACGGGUGACGAAGCCGCUGUUCCUCAAGUACGGGAAAUUUGCGGGCAAGUCCACGAUCACGAUCAUCUCGGAGGAGAUCUCGGGGAACAACGGCUACGUGGAGCUUGCCUUCCGCGCCAAGAAACUGGACGACAAGGACCUCUUCAGCAAGUCAGAUCCCUUCCUGGAGAUCUACCGCAUCGAUGAUGACCGCAGCGAGCAGCUGGUGUACCGCACCGAGGUGGUGAAGAACAACCUGAGCCCCAUCUGGGAGCCCUUCAAAGUCUCCCUCAACUCGCUCUGCAGCUGUGAGGAGAAGAGGAAGCUGAGGUGCGUGGUGUGGGACUACGACUCCCGGGGCAAGCACGACUUCAUCGGGGAGUUCUUCACCACCUUCGAGGAGAUGCAGAAGGCGAUGGGGGAGAACAAGGUGCAGUGGGACUGCAUGAACCCCAAGUACAAGAUCAAAAAGCGCAACUACAAGAAUUCGGGGGUGGUGGUGCUGCUGGACCUGAAGAUCCACAGGGUUUACUCCUUCCUGGAUUACAUCAUGGGCGGCUGCCAGAUCCAUUUCACGGUGGCCAUCGACUUCACGGCCUCCAACGGGGACCCCCGGAACAGCUGCUCCCUGCACUACAUCAACCCCUACCAGCCCAAUGAGUACCUCAAGGCGCUGGUGGCUGUGGGUGAGAUCUGCCAGGACUAUGACAGCGAUAAGAAAUUCUCGGCUCUGGGCUUUGGUGCCAGGAUCCCCCCCAAGUACGAGGUCUCCCACGACUUCGCCAUCAACUUCAACCCCGACAAUGAUGAGUGUGAGGGCAUCCAGGGUGUCGUGGAGUCCUACCAGAGCUGCCUGCCCAAAAUCCAGCUCUACGGCCCCACCAACGUGGCUCCCAUCAUCUCCAAGGUGGCUCGCGUGGCGGCCGACGAGGAGCGGACCAAGGAGGCGUCGCAAUACUUCAUCCUGCUGAUCCUGACGGACGGCGUGGUGACGGACAUGGCGGACACGCGGGAGGCCAUCGUCCGCGCCUCCUACCUGCCCAUGUCCAUCAUCAUCGUCGGCGUGGGCAACGCCGACUUCACGGACAUGCAGAUCCUGGACGGGGACGACGGCGUCCUGCGCUCCCCCAAGGGCGAGCCCGUCCUGCGCGACAUCGUCCAGUUCGUCCCGUUCCGCGAGUUCAAGAACGCGUCACCCACGGCCCUGGCGAAGUGCGUGCUGGCCGAGGUGCCCAAGCAGGUGGUGGAGUACUACAGCUACAAGGCCUUCCCCCCGCGCUGCCCCCGGCCCCCCAGCCCCGAGCCCAGCCUCGGCUCCCCGCAGUGA
Pseudopodoces humilis (Tibetan ground-tit) is the source of this 1710-nucleotide messenger RNA. RefSeq names its product copine 7 (gene CPNE7). Gene Ontology annotation, cellular component: plasma membrane. Lineage: Eukaryota; Metazoa; Chordata; Aves; Passeriformes; Paridae. The record is from RefSeq and is a predicted model, not a curated record. Gene Ontology annotation, biological process: cellular response to calcium ion. Gene Ontology annotation, molecular function: calcium-dependent phospholipid binding.